AUGCCCUACAACUCCCAUCUGAGAGUACACCAGAGGAUCCACACCGGGGAGAGGCCCUAUGAGUGUGGGGAAUGUGGGAAGGGCUUCAGCCGGAGCUCCCAACUGAUGGAACACCAGAGGAUGCACACUGGGGAAAAGCCCUAUGAGUGUGGGAAAUGUGGGAAGAGCUUCGGCCGGAGCUCCAGCCUGUGGGGACACCAGCGCACCCACACCGGGGAGAGGCCCUGUGAGUGUUCUGAGUGUGGGAAAAGGUUUCCAAGCAGCUCCGAUCUCCUCAAGCAUCAGAGGAAUCACACGGAUGAGAGGCCCUUCCGCUGCUCUGACUGCGGGAAGGGCUUCAAGCAAAACUCCAACCUCGUCACCCGCCGGCGCAUCCACACCGGGGAGAGGCCCUACGAGUGUCCUGAGUGUGGGAAGGGCUUCAGCUACAACUCCUGCCUGAUCCGGCACCAGAGGAUCCAUACUGGGGAACGGCCCUACGAGUGUGAGGAGUGUGGGAAGAGGUUUCAGACCAGCUCCGAUCUCCUCGUACAUCAGCGGAUUCACGCAGAAGAGAGGCCCUUCCACUGCUGCAACUGUGGGAAGGGCUUCAAUCAAAACUUCUAACUCCUCAGGCACUGGUGCAUCCACAGCAGGGAGAGGCCCUACGAGUGUCCCGAGUGUGGGAAGGGCUUCAGCUGCAACUCCGACCUGAUCCGGCACCAGAGGAUCCACACUGGGGAACGGCCCUAUGGGUGUGGGGAAUGUGGGAAGGGCUUCAGCCGGAGCUCUGAGCUGAUCCGGCACCAGGUGGUCCACACAGGGGAACGGCCCUAUGAGUGCUUGCAGUGUGGGAAGAGCUUCGGGUGGAGCUCCACCCUGAGGGCACACCAGCACACCCACACUGGGGAGAGGCUCUACCAGUGUUCUGAGUGUGGGAAGAGGUUUCAGAGGAGCUCCCAUCUUCUCGUACAUCAGCGCAUUCACACGGAUGAGAGGCCCUUCCGCUGCCCCGACUGCGGGAAGGGCUUCAAACACAACUCCCACCUCAUCAGGCACCGGCGCAUCCACACCGGGGAGAGGCCCUACGAGGGUGUUCCAGGGGAUGAUGAAGUCCGAGUGUCACUUCAUGAAGGGCAGCGAGCGGGUGAGGUUGGUGCAGAGGAGCAUCUGACACCGGGAGCAGCAACUGCACUCGCCAGCGAUGUGGGGCUGUUGGUGGGGGACACCCCGUGUGGGGAGAAACAGGCGCAGUGCUGGAACAGCCAUGCAGCAAGAGUGGGGUACAAAGGGGCUCUGGCGGACAGGCUCUGCCGGCACAACCGCGAGAUCGUUGCCCCGUUGCUGGCGGAGCGCAGAGGUGCAGAACGUCGGGCAGAGCGAGUCCCCUCGGGCCCUGCCCUGGGGAUGAGCCUGGAGCCCCUCAGCCCCCCUGGAGCCCAUCCCCGGGGCCUCUUGUCCUUCCAGAUGCCAGCGGACACUGCCCGCAGCAAGAUUCUGAUGGGGAUCGGGGACUUCGUGUUGGGCUUCAUCUUCCUGGCGCUGGGGCUCGGCUUUCACUUGCUCGAGGAGGUGACGGGGGGUCCCGGGGAUCGCAUCCCCCCUCCCCCAGAGCGUGUGUUCCAUUCCUGGGGAAAAGCCCACUGGCACUUCCUUGAUGACAACAACUGGGUGAAGUUCACGGACAGGAACAUCUACAACUGGGAGCAAUUUGGGCACAGAGGAUACCCCAAAAUUUGGAGCUCCCACUCCUCCUACUGUUAA
Molecule: messenger RNA, 1743 nt
Organism: Corvus hawaiiensis (hawaiian crow)
Lineage: Eukaryota; Metazoa; Chordata; Aves; Passeriformes; Corvidae
Product: zinc finger protein ZFP2-like
Exons: 7
Biological process (GO): immune response; regulation of transcription by RNA polymerase II; antigen processing and presentation
Cellular component (GO): membrane; MHC class II protein complex
Molecular function (GO): DNA-binding transcription factor activity; RNA polymerase II cis-regulatory region sequence-specific DNA binding
Source: RefSeq, a predicted model, not a curated record